UUGCUAAAAGCAGUUUAUGUUUCUAACCUAUCAAUUUUUAAAGUAAGUUUAUUUUAGUUCAUUUAUUUAUAUUAAUUUGGUCAAGAAAUUAACAUUGUUAAAAAUGAGUAAGUUUAUUAACGUUGUUGUACCUUCGGAAUUAAGUCUCGAGAAUUAUACUCUCAUAAUACCAAGUGUUUCUGUUGGAAAUGUUGGACAGCUUACUGUUGAUUUAUUACUGGCUUCUUUAAAAAUGGAAAAAGUGGCGAUUAUUUGGCACCCUGCUAUUGUACCGUGUGUAGGAAACAAUCCAAUUAAUGACGAUAAAAACGAAAUUUGCACUGCAUGUGAACUGUUUAUAAAUAAAGAACAAAAACUUGCAGCAAUACAGAUACGGUCUACAAUUGAAUUUAAUUUAGCUUUAGACUUCUUAAAACGUCUUAAACUGGAAAUAUUACAAUGGCAAUUGAAAAACGUUAUUAUAUUAGCAAGUACUUUUGCGUAUGAAAUGCACAACAUAGGCCAUAGUCCUUAUAUAUAUUUAACCAAUGAAACAAGUUCAAGUGAGUUAUUAUCUGAGCUGAAACAGUUAGAAGCUGAUGAAACUGGAAAAUAUCUAGUGUAUGGUUCAGGUUAUGCCACAAAAUUGUUUGAAGUCUUAUCAGAUCAAGUUAGAUGCACAAUGUUUGUUAAAUACACUUCAGAAGGAGACAAUAGACCUGAUGCCAUGCAAAUGUUGUCACUUAUUUCAAAAUAUUUAAAUAUUAAAAUAGAUAAUGUAAUUAUUCCUGUAAGUUGGAAGUAUGUAUUUGGAAAUCCACCAUCUGUUGAUAUUUAUUAAAAUUAGUUUUGUAACUUGAAGAUAAGAAGUAGAAUAAGUUUUAGCUCCAAUGCAAUACAUUUUUGUUUGAAUAGAAAUUCUAAUUCUAAUAGAAU
Messenger RNA from Agrilus planipennis (emerald ash borer), 915 nucleotides. RefSeq names its product proteasome assembly chaperone 2. The record is from RefSeq and is a predicted model, not a curated record. Gene Ontology annotation, biological process: proteasome assembly. Gene Ontology annotation, cellular component: nucleus; cytosol. Lineage: Eukaryota; Metazoa; Arthropoda; Insecta; Coleoptera; Buprestidae. The transcript has a single exon. Bases 104 to 820 code for a protein of 238 amino acids.